Molecule: messenger RNA, 1902 nt
Organism: Telopea speciosissima
Lineage: Eukaryota; Viridiplantae; Streptophyta; Magnoliopsida; Proteales; Proteaceae
Product: beta-amylase 1, chloroplastic-like
Exons: 4
Coding region: 58-1848 (596 amino acids)
Biological process (GO): polysaccharide catabolic process
Molecular function (GO): beta-amylase activity
Source: RefSeq, a predicted model, not a curated record
CUUUCUCUUCUCUAUCUUCGACUCCUGAAAUUCUCCUCCUUCAAUUAGCACCAAAGUAUGGCAUCGUUUAGUAUAACCCAUCAGAUCGGCUCCCUCUCUGGGAUGCCAAUCCAAUCGGAAUCCGUCACAUCCGGCAGCGACACCACGGGAGCCGUGUCAGCAGCGGCGGUCUGGAAGACUCAGCCAUCGAACCUCCGGUGCAUAAUCAAGAAGCAAGGAGGGGAUACUGACGCGAUAUCACAGCCGGUGAGUCCUUUGAGCCCGUGCAGAUCUCCAUCGCCGGUUUUGGGAGCGAUGAGGCCGGAAAUGUCGAUGGCGUGCCAGGCGCUGGUGGCAGAGGCUAAGGCGGAGGCGUCGGCGUCGGUGAGUGAGUUUCAGUAUAGAGAAGGGGGAGAUGCGCAGGUGGUGAAGGGUAAGGGUAAGGGGGUGCCGGUUUACGUGAUGAUGCCGUUGGAUAGUGUGACGAUGAAGAACGGGAUUAACAGGAAGAAGGCCAUGAAUGCGAGCAUGCAAGCGCUAAAAAGCGCCGGGGUUGAAGGGGUGAUGAUGGACGUGUGGUGGGGAUUGGUGGAGAGGGAAUCACCUGGGUCUUACAACUGGGGUGGAUACACCGAACUGCUCGAGAUGGCUAAGAAGCACGGCCUCAAGGUUCAGGCUGUUAUGUCCUUCCACCAGUGCGGUGGCAACGUUGGUGAUUCUGUCACGAUACCGUUACCGAAGUGGGUGGUGGAGGAAAUAAACAAAGAUCAGGACCUGGCGUACACCGAUCAGUGGGGGAAGAGGAAUUACGAGUACGUCUCUCUUGGCUGCGACACCCUUCCGGUGCUUAAGGGCCGUUCGCCCGUCCGGUGCUACUCCGAUUUCAUGCGUUCUUUCAGGGAUAACUUCAAACACCUCAUCGGCGACACCAUUGUCGAAAUACAAGUUGGAAUGGGCCCAGCUGGGGAGCUUCGAUACCCAUCUUACCCAGAGCUUAACGGGACAUGGAAAUUCCCCGGAAUUGGAGCUUUCCAAUGCUUCGACAAGUACAUGGUCAGUAGCUUGAAAGCUGCGGCUGAAGCUGCCGGCAAACCAGAGUGGGGGUCCUCCGGUCCUACAGAUGCAGGCCAUUACAAUAAUUGGCCAGAGGACACCCAGUUCUUCCGUAAAGAAGGAGGAGGUUGGAACAGCACCUACGGAGAAUUCUUCCUGUCUUGGUACUCUGAGAUGCUUUUGAACCACGGAGAGCGGAUACUGUCAUCAGCCCAAUCCAUCUUCGAAGGUACUGGCGUCAAAAUCUCUGUGAAGGUCGCAGGUAUCCAUUGGCACUACGGAACCAGGUCCCACGCACCGGAGCUCACUGCAGGGUACUACAACACCCGCUUCAGAGACGGCUACAUACCCAUUGCACGAAUGCUCGCACGUCACGGCGCAGUCUUCAACUUCACCUGCAUCGAGAUGCGAGAUCACGAGCAGCCCCAAGACGCUCAGUGUGCGCCGGAAAAGCUAGUUCGACAAGUUGCUCUGGCUACCAGAGAGGCCCAAGUGCCUCUCGCCGGGGAGAACGCAUUGCCACGAUACGACGAUUACGCACACGAGCAGAUACUGCACGCGUCGUCGCUGAACCUUGGAGGCGAGGAUGGAAGCAGGAAGGGAGAAGAGCAAGAGAUGUGUGCUUUCACGUACUUGAGAAUGAAUCCGCAGUUGUUCCAAGAGGAUAAUUGGAGGAGGUUCGUUGGGUUUGUGAAGAAGAUGAGGGAAGGAAAGAGUGGAAACCAAUGUUGGGAGCAAGUGGAGAGGGAAGCGGAGCAUUUCGUCCAUGUCACGCAGCCAUUGGUGCAAGAGGCUGUGGUUGCUCUGAGUCAUUAGUCCCCAUGAACAACACUGGUCUUCUUAAGUUGUUUCUAAGAGAGAUACUUAUUU